Messenger RNA from Chondrus crispus (carragheen), 99 nucleotides. RefSeq lists its product as hypothetical. NCBI's taxonomy places the organism in Eukaryota, Rhodophyta, Florideophyceae, Gigartinales, Gigartinaceae. The coding region runs from base 1 to 99 and encodes 32 amino acids. The transcript has a single exon. The record is from RefSeq and is a predicted model, not a curated record.
AUGGUAAAUACAGUGUUUAACGCACCUAUCACUUGGAAAUCAUCACGGCAACCCACUGUCGCAACAUCCACGUGUGAAGCAGAAUACUUGGCAGGCUGA